UUGAAGGUCGUAGGCCUUAGAGGGGUAUUUGAGAAGGUCAAUUUUGUUACGUCAGCGAAAACGCUGAGUAGAUCUUUUGCAGUGUUGGAAGUCACGCGACAAGGUGGUAAACGUGAGCCUUUGGAUAAAGCCGUAGCGUUUCAAAUAGGUAAGAACGGUAUGAUUCUUAGCUUUGAGGUCCUCGAGUGCGGUUGUCUUGUUAAUUUGGUUCCUAUCGGUCCAAUAUUAAAAGGAUAAAUGCGCUAUUAAAAUUAGAAAGCUCCGAUCUUUCACUUAUUAUCCGUUUUGCAAAGACAACUAUUAGCAUUUCGAGGCAAGGUACGAUUGCAAAGGCUAUGAACGUGUGGCGGUUACCCGAAAGAGUCGGCAAAGGCUAAUAACAAAGGCUUUGUUUGAACGCGCGUCGAAAAUCGUCGAUCAAAAGUUUUGUGAUGUACAAAAACUCGUCAACAUCAACAACCUUGAGAAAGUUGAACUCCUAAUAUGAAAUUCUUCAAGAAUAGAAGUUAAAAUUCUUUAAGUCGCUCCGCACGAUUCUCUCAAGUAACUGCUAUUCUUCGUUGGAUACCAUUCUUCGCGUUACACGACUAGUUCGCAAGUCCGUAUUCCGAUCCAUUGUCCCGUAGUCCAUGUUUCAUCCCUCUAUUUUUCUCUCUUUUACAUCUCUAUUAUAAAACUGUUGAAUAAUUAAGUAGCAACGCUGAAAGUUUUUCUUCCACCACUGAUAUACUACUCUUUUUCAGUGAGAAUAAAUUGUGACCAUUGUUCCUUGUCAGUGAGUCACUCUUGUUUUUUGAUGUAGACUGAAAGUAAGGGGGAAGACAGUUGUACUCUUACCCCCUUAACCGGGGAAAGGAUGGGGAUGUUUUGUUCCUAACCCUUCAACAACUCAUUUUAAGAAUUCUAGGAGAAUAUGGGCAAAUUUCACUACUGUGUAACCCAAAGAGGGAUGCAUUUGAAAUGAUACAUUUGCAGUAAUAACUUUUUUGACUGAGAAUUCAUUUUAAUGGAACUUGAAAAUAUGUCAGACAGGUAAAACUUAAGAUAUUGUAUUUACCUGAAUGAGCACCUUGGCACUUAUUUAAAAUUUUGGCUAAAAGGAGCAUUGCUAAAGGGAAGGAGGGCACUUAAUCAAGAGGGGUGCUUAUUAUUCUCCUGUACUAGUUCUACUGCAGUUGCAGCUUAAAAAGUUUAACUUAAAUAAGUGGCAAUAGAAACAGGUUUUCCUCAUAUCCCUACUAUUUAAGAAAGUGAUGGAGGAGGAGGGGGGGAGAUGUUUAUUUGAGACAGGCACUUGUUUGAUGUAAUGGUGGAAGGAGGGUGGUUAUUUAGAGCGUGGACAUUUUUUUCAAGGAAAUUUGGUGAAUACUGGUAGUUAGGUUUACUAUUUCAAGCAUCACUUGAAGAUUUCCAAGUAACUUGUGAUACAAUUUUGCUUAUGGAACAUAAAAUCAAUAAUGUAACUUAGCCGGAAAGGUAUAUAUGAUUUAGGAUUUUUUUGAGUAACCAAUUCUUAUCUUAGUUCUGUUUGACUGACCUUGUUUAUAGAUCUCAUACCCAAAACUUAAUGGCCAAUGAUGCAUUGGAAUCUGUGUCACCAAACAAUGAAUUUGAUAUACAUAUUAGACAAAAGGAUGAACGUUAUCGACUGGAGAAGACAUCUGGCUGUUUAGGUGGAUUGUUAUCAAGUGGUACUUGUCUUGAAAUCAGAGGACUGUUUACUCUUGCAUGGCCCACUGUGUUUUCUUAUUUUUUCUACCAUUUGAUCUCCAUGAUAACCCUGUUUUUUGCGGGACGUCUUGGAGAAGUUGAACUAGCAGCAGGGACAUUAGCUAUUUCAUUUGUCAAUGUCACGGGACCAUCUUUGUUCACCGGUUUGUCUUCAGCUUUGGAGACAUUAGGCUCACAAGCUGUUGGAGCCAAAAACUAUCGCAUGGCAGGCAUCGCAUUUCAGAGAGGGAUUUGGAUAUUGGGUAUUGCAUGUAUAUUAACCUGGGCACUCUGGAUCAAUGCUGAACUGCUGUUGCUGAGGGUAGAACAGAAAAGAAAUGUUUCCCAGUGAGUAAAAUAUAAAGAAACUUCCAGUAACUUAUAAUACUUAGAAAGUAAUGGUAAUGAUAAACUUCUAUGAAUCUGAAUGUGAGGAAUCCUUCACUAGCAAGUUCAGUCUUAGAAAAUUCAGUCCAGUCUUCAUAUCAGAUUCUGUAACUCCCACAAAUUAUUAAUAGUAGUGACUUUUUCCAAUAACAUCAAUCCAUUAUCCAGCCAUAAGGUAGUGAGAGUACUUAGACUUAUCAGAUAGAGAUUGCCGUCUUGAUCUAACACUAAAUUCUCAUAAAUAAUUUGCAAGGAUACGUUAUAUAGAGAGGAGAAUUACAGACAAACGUCGUGGUUGCUCAAAGGAUAGAAAAAUAUCUGAUGGAUAACACAGUACAUUUUAUUAACACUUAUCCACCGGAUGGGGAUUUAUCCACUCCCAAGAGAGCUUUAUUUGCCCUUGAAACAAUUAAGCCCUGAUCUCUUGAAGGGUUUAAAAAAAAUUUAUGAAGACAGUAGUGAAAUACCAGGACUCAACAGUGUAUGACAUCAUCUUGAUUACAACAAAAGACAAAAGGGCUUGAUGCAGGAAUUUUAGAGGUGGAAAGAGGAAGGGUAAAAGAAAAUACAAAUGAAAUUUUAAUAAUAAUUAAUCUGCUUGAUACAUUUUGCAAUAAACAGCAGACAAUAACAUCAAUAGAGUAGAAUUUUAGCAAAGUAACACAGUAGUUUGGGGGGCUGCUGCUGGGUUUUUUUAUUGUGAGUAUCAGUCUCGUGUGUGGAAAUUGUCUUUCUAAGCCAUUUGCUCAUGAACGUAGUCUCUUUACCUUUUAAUUCCUCUUCUUGUAUUAAGCCAGAAAGACUUGACACUUUCAGUUUAAAUGUCUCACCUCACCCUGGCUUGGCUCAAAUUCCUCACCCCCUGGGCAUGGAUGAUGGUCAAAUCCCUGUGGGUUGACUGGGGGAUGUUAAAGCUUCAAAUUGAUCGGCAUAUAAGAUUCUGAGGUUCAGAAGCUGGGAGAGCAGGCUAGUGUGACCAAAUGCUAGAUGUAAACUAAAACACAAUGCAGAAAUUGGAUGCUGUGCCCCAAUAUUACCAAUUGUGGUAUCUUGUACCUAAUUGUUUUAUUUUUCCCAUAGCCUAACACAGGAGUUUACCCUUACAUGCAUUCCUGCUUCAAUAGUAAGUAACUCAAUUUUUUUUCCAUAAAUUAUUAUUUCAUAUUAAAGUUUGUAGCUACCAUGAUCUUGGAUCCAUACAGGUAAAGCGGACUUUGUUGUAGGGGGAGACCAGGGAGGAUUUUUUCUGUACUACUUCCCUAGUCUCUAUUUUAACUCCUACCUGGGCUUUUUAAGAUUGAUUCAUAGUUACCAUAGAAAAAUACAUCAAUAUUACUCACAGUAUUACUCAAAUAUCAUCCUAGUAGAUCAGAAAUCUUGUUAAGUACAAGUGAAUGUUCUUGGUUUCCACAGGCUAUCUUCAUGUUCUUUCUGUUACAAAGAUAUCUUCAGACCCAGGUAUGAUGUGUUUAACUAUUUUGCACACACUUCAUAUUAUGCUGCACCUAUAUAUGAAAUGUUUUAAAAAGUAAAUACAUGUAUACAGUUUAAAAAUUAACACAUGUACAUGUAUGUAUACAUUCAUACAGAAGUCAUAUACAUACACCCAUUUUCAAAAACACUGCAAUUUGAAAAUAUACAUUCGAUAUAUAUACCUUUUCAUUUCUUAUUUGAAAGGCAAUGGAUGAUGCAUGUAUAUUUCACAUCAAAAAAACAAUACCUUAAAUUGUGUUAUUGUGGAAUGCUGAAACCUGUAGUUUAUGAUUGACUCAAUCUAACUGUCUGGCUUUCUGUCUGUCUCCCAGUAAGCCAUUUAAAAUAAUGCACUUUAAUGUUGCUUGUUGACAGGUGGAUUCAUUAUGAUCUUUAUUUGUUAAAUAUAUUUUAUUAAUCUUCUUUGCAGGGUGUUGUGAAACCAAUUCUUUAUGUUGGUGCUGUCUCUAAUGCUAUUCAGAUUGGUGUAAGUGCAUUGAUGGUAUAUGUCCUCAAAUGGGGUUUCAGGUAAGUGUCUCCUAAAUUGUUUUGCAUGCAUUUGGUCAGUUAAUCAGUUGGUGCAUCUCUCAGUUUGACAGUGCAGGUUAUUAAAUCGUAGCUUUAAUAAUUACCCAACCAAAAUGCUAAUGUGAACCUGCUAAAAUAGGGAAAUUUGCACUAAAAUUAGGUACAGCUGUAGAAACAAACAUAUGAUUGGCAUAGAACUUGUACUCCUUUGGAUAAAGCCUCGCAUAUAUAAAAAUAAAAAAGCAAACAAGAUCUAUGGCUAAUUUACAAAGAAAUGAGUUGCAGCUUGAGGGAAGAAUUAACAAUCAGAUCUUAGCAGUUAAAGGGUUAAUUUGAAUUUAACUUCAUGCUAAAGUGGACAUAGAGCCAUUUUCUUUGAAGAACACUUUUCAGGCUUAAAUUCACACCAUACUUUAAACUUUUUUCAUUUCCCUUGACUGUUUGUGGGUUUUAUUAACUUUGUAACACUUGAAUAUGUGGGACUUUUGAUAAUAUUAAAUAUUACUAAUCUAGCUUUGUCUCUCUAGUGGGAUUGCCAUCAGCUGGUCUUUUACCAAUGUGAUUCUAUUUUUGUCGACCUUUGUUUAUAUGAAGGUUAUGAAGUUGGAUGCAAAAACAUGGCCAGGUACUCAAAACACACCUAUAUCAUUAAUAUUGACAGCACACCCCUGCUUUGUUAACUCACUGGUAGACAGAAAAAUUAAAUUAACAGCUUGACUGUUUGAGUCAGUUUGGAUACACACGUUAAGGGCCACUUCAGUAAUCAGGAUGGUGCUGUGACAUGUAGCAGGACAAAUUUUGUAAUUUGUAUAGAAAUAUGUUAAAAUUUGUUUCCUGUUUAUACUGUUCACAUGGGAAGAAUAACAGGGUGGCAUGAAUUAUUUUGGGUGGUAUCUUAUCCUCUCUCCUUUUCUGGAAUAAGAAUAAUAAUUGGUCAGGGAGAAAGGAUGGAGAUGGGAUUGCCCCAAGGUUAGCGCAAUGGGCUGUGGGUAGAGAAGUUAGAGGACUGGCAGAGCCAUUGCAUUAUGUUCAUGGCAAGAGAAGCUUUACUCUUAAUGUGCCUUUAUACACCAAGAAGUAAAAAUGAGUAGAGGCCAACUUUUAAGGAAGCUUUCAAUUGGGAAUUAUUGUCUGGGAGGGGGGUACAUGGCAACUAGUUUUCAUUUAUCUUAAACCUUCCUGAUCUGUUUGUCACCAAAACCAUCAUGCACUGUAGCAUUUCACCAGAAAUUCAUCAUCAGGGGUAUUUAUUUGUAUUAUUAUCUGUAGAUUUGCCCUAUAGCAUAGCUCUACCAUGGGAGGUUGCAAGCUUCUCUUGUAUAAUUUGUCCAAUUAUAUUGCAUUUUAGGCUGGACCAUAGAAAGUCUGUUAGACUGGGGACAGUUUAUCAAGCUUGCUGUGGCUGGAAUGGUGAUGAUUUGUAUUGAGUGGUGGAGUUUUGAAAUAGGGUCAUUUCUUGCAGGUACUGAGAUAAAUGUUUCAAACAACAGAAAGUUAUUCCUGGACUCUUAAGUGGGAAUUCGGGCAAUUUUUAAGUCAGUCCAAUUUAUAGCAUUUGAAUUCAUAGCAAUUUUUCCAUGCACUGGCUCAUACAUAAUUUAUGUUAUGAAGUUCAUUAAUGUCCAAGGCCUAUGAGUUAGCAAAAUUGACAACAAGCAAAACCUGUGCCGAGCAGAUGCUAUUUUGUUAGUGGACACCCUGUGCUUAGUGAAUUCUUGCCCAAGGAAGUAAAUUUCUCCUCUCAUGUUCACUUGAAAUAAGUUUGAAUUCAGCAGACACACCCUGCACUCCUGUGUCUGCUUGUUACACUAAUUCUUAUCUAAAAGACGACAGAUGUUUUUCCACAAUUUGCUUUGUUUCAAUUGGUAUAGCCUUCAACAAAACCAUUAUUACUUCUUCAAAUUUUGAUUUAAUGUCAUUAAAACAAAACUUAGCUAAACUAAGGCUUUCUAGAGGAAAGGAAAAUAACAUGUAACAACCUGAUGAGAACUCAAAGCAUCUGAUCACAGAGUGAAGUAAAUUAAAACUAACAUCUAAAAGUCAAGGAUUAUUGUUGACGCUCAAUUAGAGAUUUGUCCAGCACUUACUUUUUAUGAUAUACAAUUGAUUUUAUUUUAAUAACCAUGUGGUGAUAAGUAAUACGAUAGUUUCUGUUAUUUUACCUUGAAAGGGUCAUAUGGUGAGUACCAACUGGCCACAUAUGGGGUAAUUUUCCAGUGGGCCGCAUUUCAUUUUAUGGUGAGUGAGAAAACAAAACUUAUUAAAUGUAUGAUGAUUAAAUGCAGGUUAAAAUCAUUGGUAUCCAUUAAUAGCACUAAGAUUUAUGACAAUGCAUUCAGGUUCCCAUUGUUCUUGAAUGUUUAGAUCAACACUCUCUCAUGAUACAUGUCUCUGCCAAUAGACUUUUCCACAAAUAAGAUAUAUGGUAUAGUCAUUUAAUCCCGUUGUUUUACAUGUGUAGAUUCCUCUUGGAAUAAGCAUUGCCGCUGGUGUCCGUGUUGGAAAUGCUUUGGGUGCCGGCGACCCAGCUGCGGCAAAAAGGACAGCAAAAGUGGCUAUUGGACUUAUCGGUAAAAACUUGUAGAAAAUUAUUCGAAAAGUACCUUAAACUCGUAGUGGAAUCAUAGAUACCAAUAUAAGUUCACCAAAAUUUGCGGUCACCUAUAGCCAUUACUUCUUGAAAUAAAGGCAGAUUGAUUUCGACUCUUAGUUGAAGAUAAAACUCUUUUACCUACAGUCUGUAUAGAUCUUGUUGUGUUUGCCAUUUUCUUUGGACUGCAAGACAUGACUGGAAGAGUGUUUACCGAUAACAGGUUCGUACAUUAUUCAUUGGUAAUUUGAAAUGGUGAUAGGACUGAGUGGAGUCCAAAGCAGUCUGUAAUCAUGUGAGUGCUAUCAAAAUCAGACAUUCCGAUUUGUUUAUCACGAGUAUGAUUACAGACCGAAAAUUGGAUGACACGAAGUCUUAUUACUAAUUCAUCAUAAAAUUACAAUUUCCAUGAAAAGGAGAAAAAAUUCUCCAUAUUAAAGAUUGGUUGAUUUACACUACAAUUCUGAGUGUGAUUGGUUUAUUGAACUGUCCGAUAACAACUUGGCAAGUGAAUUGUAAUUUUUAUGAUUAGCAAUGUUAUCAGUUAUGGUGUUGUGAUCGAUAUACUUAUGAACCUCAGAUUACCGCUUUAUUACCUCGUCAUUGAAAGGAUCUCAAAAUUAAGGCAAUGGUCUCUUAGCCAACGUAGCAAAAAAAAAAAAAAAAAGCACGCACUAAAGAAACACGCGUGCACCAAAGAAACACGCGUGCGAGGGAACAGACACGCGAGAUAGAGCUCCCUUCCAAAGAAAUCGAAAAGAAAGGUUUUGCUCUUGUGUGUGUCUCGCUUAACUUCUCGUGCGUGCCGGUAAAAAUUCCUCGCUCAAUGUCAUUCGAAAAAAAAAGAAAAAGGAAAAGUACAAUCUUUUGCCUAGUAUCUUAACUCUGCUGUUAAUAAAUUGUUCAGAAUUUAUUUUCUAAGGAAAUUAUUCGCCGUCAGAUUCCCAUACAAACACAGUAAAUUUGGGGCUGACAUGUCAAUCUACCCUAGAAUGCAACGUGUGGCGCCAUCUUUCAUAGAGUAGUCUUUUUGUUUACACUUAUUUCAAAUUAAGACUUAACAAGAGUCAUUACCUUAUUACAUUAACAGAGUUAGCAAACUAUUUGAGUUAACACUCACGCAAACGGUAAACGUUUUUCUUUUUUUGUCUGCCAUUAAGCGUGUGUGAGAGAAAUGUAAAGGGUUCGCGUUUGUUAUUAAUUAAUUUUUUUCUCUUUUUACUAUUUUCUGUGAGAUUUUCUUAAGAAUUCGAUACAAAUACACAAAAAUAAGCACAGCUCAAGUUUACUAUGUUUAUUCUUUCGGUUGUCAUUACUGGUUGAAACGUCACCAAUUCACAAGGGCCAAAUCGCUCAUGCAUCUCGCUCAUGCAUGUCAGUCUAAAUCAGUCGCACCUAUGACAAAGACCAUUUCUCUGUCUGUCAUUUUGUUUGUUCACAGGCGGCCCACAUUCCCGCUGUGAGAUGAUCAUCUUACACAAUAACAGUCAUGGCGGAAUUAUAAGAGUUUGUAUGAGAAUAUUUACGACCGCUCUAAGGAAUAAAGCAAUACGUCAAAUUUUCAAUAAAAAUACCUCACCUUACUUUCACAGCGUAUCACUUGUUAUCUGACCGUUUGCUUUGAUGAAAAGAACCCAUUUUAGCGAGUUGUCCAUUUCGAGGUUUUCAACGUAUAUAAGAAAGGCCUUUCAAACGGUCAGAUAACAACUGAUACUUUUCAAAAAGAAAGUGGUCUGAUAACAACUUAUAAUUCCGCCAUGACUGUUAUUGACGUAUUGCUUUAUUCCUUAAGAUGAUCAUCUCGCCAUGACUGUGGAGAUGAUCAUCUCGCAGCUGGAGCUAGGGCCGCCUGUGGUUUAUUAAACACCUAAACGUUAUGUUUACUGAAUGAAAAUCUUUUUUUUUUUUUUUUUUUUUUUUUUUUUUUUUUUUUGCGUGCAGCGAAGUGUUGUCAUUAUACACAAAGAAUAUUCGCUUCAUGUCUGCCUACUUUCUCUUUGAUGGAGUCCAGGUAAAGAACAAUUCUUAACCGUUUAGUGUCUUUAAUUAACAACCAGAAGUCAGGUAAACUUUAAUUUUUUUACUUGACUGGUUUUGUCACUUCCGUUCUAAGACUUUGUAUUUUACAAUUUUACAAGAGGAUUUAUAGUCGAAAAUAUCUAGCUGCUAAUCUUGUACUUCCAUAGCAACUGAAAAGGAAAUGUAACAAGCCACUUUCGCUCUCUUGAAAUUUAACUGUUCAAUGGAUUAUUGACGAAUAACGAUUUCUUGUUCAUUACAUUCUGGUGAAAAUUCAAAGGAAAAUUGGUCAGGCAAGGUAAUAACGAAUGUUUGGGCUGUCAGUAGAGUUCAAUGACUCUUUCCUCUCUAAAUGGUAUUUAUAUGAUUUGUUGUCAAAAUUGCCAAAAACAUCGCAUUAGCCGCAUUUGUAGUAGACCGCUGACACAACUUUCAAAGCAACUGCAGGGCCCAAGACUCAAGUCAUUGUCAAAUGAGUUUUCUUUCGGUUAAUAUUUUUUUAAGGGUGUUUGCAGUGGUAUUGUCCGAGGAUCAGGCCGGCAGACGAUAGGAGUACUGAUAAAUUUUGUUGCUUAUUGCUGUAUUGGGCUUCCUUGUGGGAUAACGUUGAUGUUUGUAGUCUUCCAUGAAAUUACAGGUAAAGGAAUUGAAAAUUGCUACAUCAGCGUUCAAAUUCAGCAAAUAUGUCAAUGUUUGAUAGCCGUUUUCGGUGAAAGAAUAAAUUUUAUGAUACGUGUGGGUCGUGGUAGUUCCUGCUCGAACAAAGCUUAGCUUAUACCAUUAGUACUUUCUUGCCAUGUUCGAUGACACAUAAAAAAAGCAGAUUAAGAGGGUUGGUGUAAAAAAAUUUAAUAAGGAAUUGGAUGGUCUUAGAGAAUGCUAGACGGUAUGGUCGAGGAGAAAAAAAAAAGGAAAAAUGAAACCUAAUGAAAUAGCCUUUUGAUGGUAUUAUUUCCCCUUUGAAAGCGCUGACAGGUCACAAGUGGAACAUGAAUUCGUAUUGUUGGAGGCGAAAUUUACUCAUCUAUUUAAAGUUCCUCGUUUGUUUCACUCGGUGUGCUCUUUUGCGCGCGCUCGCGUAAGGUCAUAUGAUCGUUUUUUAUGUGUGUUCGCUUUGCUUUGUGGGAGCGUGUUAAGUUUGUCAUGAGAUCUUACCGAUGUCAUUUCGCUUGAAGGUCUCUGGAUAGGCUUGGGGAUUGGAGUCGUAUCUCAGGUGAGUCGCUGAUUGCCAUUGAAUUACUGUUCAGCUUUUGCGCCCGGUUACCUUUGGUGUCUUUGGAAUAGUUUGGAUCUCUUUUCCUCAAAAUUCAACUCUCUUAUGAUUGUAUUUUAGGCGUCUUUAUAUGUGAUUCUACUGUGGAGAACAGACUGGGAGAGGCAAGCACAGCUGGUUAGUAUAUCAAUCAGUUAUUUAUCAUAUUUAAUAUUUAUUAUUUCAUAUUAUUGUAGUGUAAUUCAAUAUUUGUAGUAGUCAUGAUCUGUAUUUGGGCGUUAUUUUAUGUACUUUUACCUUAAAAUAGAGCGGAGAAAGACAUAUCUGCCCUAGAUGACCUCUCAUUGUAAUGGUAGUGUCUUAGAGCCUUUUCUAGGGCGAUUUUAUUCAAUGGGUUAACUGGCAGCUCCCUGAACAUUACGUGGGGAGGUCUUUUGCCAGAGAGGUUUUGGUGAAUAAAAAAAAAGGACGAAAGACAAAAAGAGGCGUUAGAGUAGCUUUGUUGAAUUUUCAGCUAUUUACGUAAUAUUAUUUACGGUUUUUAUUAAAUUGAAUACUACAGUUGUUGUUAGUUUGCAGUAAAUUAAUUCCCCCACCUUGGGUUCUUUUCUUACUUCGUUACUUCGUAUCAUUUUGCUUCUUUUUUGUUUGCCUCAAUCAGGCGAAAGAACGAACAGCAAUCAAGGCAGCGUUGUACAAUGUAUCAGAAACUUGGAUAAAUGUAGAAGUCAGCAGAAGAGAAAGAGGUAGUGGUGUUAUAUCAAGGGUGUGGUUAGGAGGUGAAAAGGGGGUCCUAGGGUGCUUGUAACUUCUUUGUGAUAAUUAUUCGAAUCAAUUCAACCUGAGCCAGCCUGCCCCAAACGCUGAGAAGACGUCACCUCUUGACGGCAUGUGAUGUGAGGUGUUAGCGCCAACGGGCCCAUCUUUUGCAGGAGCUCAUCUAUUUCCGCGUGACGUGAAACGCCCAGGAAUUUUUUAUCAGUUCUGAUGGUUUUCACGGCUAACGGUUAAAAAUUUUGACCAUUUUACGGCUAACGGUUGACCUCAUUGAGAUUCUCGGGUAGUGGAGAAUCAUCAAUAAUAACCCUGUUCCUAAUUCUGACCCUUGAUAUGAUGUAAAACGGAAAGAUUAUCUGCUUGUUUUCUUCAUUUUUUCAUCAGAUGCGAUGCUGUCCAGCUGGAUUUACAAGACCUCAUCCCUUCCAUUCUUAAGCCGAUUUCAUGCCGCAAACAAUCAUUUUGAACUCUUGACUAGUGACGGGAACAAACGGACUGAGUGUAAUGGCGAACUUGAAUUUAACCUAGAGGACAGUGCGUUACAAACAGCGUGUGGUACAAGUCAUCAUAUAAGACUAACAUCAUCAGAGAAAAAGUCUCUCAUUAUAAAACGUCUUAUUCCGUUGGGUAUUUCAUUGCUGAUAUUAGGUGCCGCCGUAUUUGUCCGGUAUUUUGUUCCUUUACCGCCCUCAUAUGAAACAGUGACCGUUGAUAAUAAAACAGUUAGUGGUAACAUUACUGGUAAUUUCACCAAUCAAGCACACGUCCUAACUGAUUUAUUUUAGGCGAUUAUUA
This is a messenger RNA of Pocillopora meandrina, 11492 nucleotides long. The record is from the annotation of a GenBank genome assembly. NCBI's taxonomy places the organism in Eukaryota, Metazoa, Cnidaria, Anthozoa, Scleractinia, Pocilloporidae.